AUGUCAAGUCAACAAAAUUCACAGAAUUAUCGAUCUACAGGAAGUUACUUCAGCCCAUUUAGAUAUCAAAAUAUUAAAAUAAAUACUGAAUUUACUCCGAUUUUUAUCAAAGAACUUGAAAAUUCUGUAUUUAAUAUUAAAAAGUAUAUAAGAUUGGUUGGAAUAAUACUUAAUAUAAAAAAGAAGCAGAAAUAUGUGGAAUAUACUAUUAAUGAUUCUUCAGGAACUAUUCGUGUGAUUUUUUGGUUUGACCAAAAUAUAAUAAACGAAGUUAAUUUAAUUGGAAGUAUAGCUAGAGAUAAUCCGGCACUUGGGACUUUAGUUGAUAUACGUGGUACUAUAGACAAGUAUAAUAACAAGAUUCAAGUCAAAUGUUUUUUACUAAGAGUAGUAGAUGAUCCAAAUUUUGAGUCUUUUUGGUGGAUUAAACUAUAUGAAUCAAGGAAUAGAUAUUUGUCCAGAUUAACGACUCAAAUCCAAACUUCAAAUAUAGAAAUAAAUCAAUAUACCCCUUUAAGACAUAAACUAUGUACAAUCAACGAAGAUUCAAGUAAUAAUAAUUUACUAAAUUCAAGAAAUGUUGAGAUCUUUAAAUGCACGUGUAAAUGUCAUAGUAACAGUAGUAAUAAUUUCUCUUUAAGUAAUUCAAUUCAAUAUAAAAUUAUAUCAAGACAAGUGGCUUAUUCUUUAAGGAAGCUUGUAAUGGGUAAUUUAGUGAGUUACUCUGAUAGUCCAAGUAAACAACAAAUACAUUUUGCUAUAAAUAAAAUGCUUAAUUGUAUUUGUAACAAAAAUCAUAUACUUAGUAAUAUCCCUGUAAGUUUAUUUUUAUGCAAAUAUUAG
This is a messenger RNA of Cryptosporidium muris RN66, 843 nucleotides long. Its product is annotated as OB-fold nucleic acid binding domain-containing protein. Gene Ontology annotation, cellular component: chromosome, telomeric region; site of double-strand break; DNA replication factor A complex. Gene Ontology annotation, molecular function: nucleic acid binding. The transcript has 3 exons. Gene Ontology annotation, biological process: DNA replication; nucleotide-excision repair; double-strand break repair via homologous recombination. The record is from RefSeq and is a predicted model, not a curated record. NCBI's taxonomy places the organism in Eukaryota, Apicomplexa, Conoidasida, Eucoccidiorida, Cryptosporidiidae. Bases 1 to 843 code for a protein of 280 amino acids.